CCCUCUGAGAGUCCACUUCAGACGGUUCCACGGCUAACGGGGGGAUUACCGUUGACAUCGCUGGCGCUCUUUGUCCAGGACCCACCUGCCUGUGAUCUACCCACAUCAUCACUGGACAAGCUAGAAAGAAAGAGAUCAGCAAAUAGUUCAUCUCUAAUGAUGAAGCAGUCUGCAUGGAGGACGAUGACUGGGCCAGAGCUGGGGAUGAGCCUCUUCACUUUGGCCCUCACCCUCAGCCUUACCAUGGCUGAAAACAUGGAUCAGAGGCCUUCACUCAGAGCCAGCUCAGUUCUUCACAGGCAAAAGAGGGAUUGGGUGUGGAACUCCCUUUACAUAGAGGAGGAAAAGCCUGCCGACAGCCCAAACUAUGUUGGAAAGUUAAAGUCAACUAAGUCUGGUGGCGACACACACUACGUCAUUGACGGAGAAGGUGCCAAUACAAUCUUCAAAGUGGAUCAAAAAGGGGACAUCUAUGCCUAUGAGAGACUGGAUCGAGAGGUUAAAAGCAAUUACCGUCUAAGGGCUCAGCUUUUUGACAGCAGCGACAACUUGCUGGAGAAAGUGGAAGAGUUUGUGAUCCAGGUUAAUGACAUUAAUGACAACGACCCAGUGUUCACCAAAACAUUCAACGCUUCAAUCAAAGAGAGAUCCAAAAGAGGAACUAAAGUCAUUGAAGUCACUGCAACAGAUGCAGAUGACCCAACGACUGCUAAUGGAGAACUUGCCUACAAGUUGUUAGAAGGAGGAAAUUUCUUCAAUAUAGAUAGCACAAAAGGUGUCAUCACCACCAAGUAUGAGAACCUGGAUCGUGAGACCCAGGGUAGCUAUGUGGUUGUGGUUCAAGCCCAAGAUUUGAGAGGAAUUAAACAAGGGGGCACCGCCACCACCUCUGUCACCAUCACAGUCAGCGAUAUCAACGAUAACAUGGUCUCAUUCACCAAAGGCUCCUAUGAAUUUACAGUGAAAGAGGACAUGAAGCCAGGACAAAGAAUAGACACAGUAGUCCUGGAAGACAGAGAUGAGAUCCAGAAUAAAGACCCCAAAUUCAACUUGGAAGCAUUCCGUGACGUCUUUGCAAUAGAAAGUAGUCAGACCAAAGACGCCAACCUCAUUCUGAAAAAGGGACUUGACUAUGAAACCAAGAGCAGCUACACCUUCUCUGUGGAUGUGACGGAGAACAACUUGCAACACCCUGCGGAUAAUAAGGCUCAGGCUGUCACCAAGGCCCAGGUGACCAUUCACGUGCUAGAUGUUGAUGAGAAGCCAGAAUUCAGCAAGAGCUCCUACAACUUCAAUGUAAUGGAGGAGAUGAUGGUCAAUAAUAUUGGAAUGGUUUCAGCCAGAGAUCCUGAUAAAUCCAACAAAAGCAUACGGUACUUCAUUGUGGACAAGGACAGUCCCAUUGGUAUCAACACCAUAACUGGUCAACUGUUCACAGUCAGGAAGUUGGAUCGGGAGCUUGUACCCAAUCACAUAGUCCAGGUUAAAGCAAAGGAGGAACCAGAUGGACUGGAAUCUUUUGUGAAUGUCAAGAUAAUGGUCACUGACGUCAACGACAACGAACCAGAGCUGUUCACUGAAGAGAUCUACGUCUGUGAGAAUGAUAUGGCUGGCACGAUAAUUGGGAUAGUCAAAGCCACUGACAAAGACGAUCAAUUGCCCACAUUCAGCUUCACAUUGGUCAACCCGAGCGUCAACUUCUCAGUCAUAAAUAACGAUGACAACACAGCCAGGGUCGUUCUGAAACAGGGAGGCUUCAGCCUGGAAGACCCAAGGGAUUACUCAAUAGAGAUUGGGAUCUCCGACGGAGGCACUCCGCCCCUGAGCAGCACCACCCAUCUGCCAAUCAAUGUGUGCCGGUGUGACAACAAGAGGAGCCACACCCAGUGCAAAGCAGCCAAACGUCAAGUGGGCGUCAGUGUCCACGCCCUGAUCGCUAUACUGUUGUGUAUCCUGACUAUUCUGGUCAUAGUAAUUCUGAUCGUCAUGAGAAAGCGUUACCAGAAGGACACCCUGGUCACCCUUGGUAAGAGUGAGAUCCACGAGCAGCUGGUGACGUACGACGAGGAGGGUGGCGGGGAGAUGGACACCAACGGCUAUGACGUGUCCAUCCUAACCUCAGCUCGGAACGACGGCAGCAUGAGCAUGAGGCAGGGCCCCAGCCUUUACGCCGUGGUGAAGAAACCACCACAGAGCGCGUGCAAAGGAGACAUGGCCAUGAUGAUUGACGUGAAGAAAGACGAGGCCGACCAUGAUCGAGAUGGGAUCCCCUACGAUACUUUGCACAUCUACGGCUACGAGGGGCCGGAGUCCCUAGCUGGUAGUCUCAGUUCACUGGAUAGUUCCUCCACUGGAUCAAACCUUGACUACGACUUCCUAAAUGACUGGGGUCCUCGCUUCAGAACCCUGGCUGAGCUCUACGGGGUGGAUGGGUCUGAUGGAAGUGACUCACCAUAUUGAGCACACAGAAGCCUAAAGACCAGGAGUCCCUCAGCUCAAUCUUCCUCUGGCCAAAAACACAUCUGGAUUAUUUUCUUCCACUAAUCUGUCCAAUCAUAGCACACUAUGAUAAGGUCCACUCAAGCCUGUGCCAAUUUUAAGUAAUUAUCCUCUUCUGCUAUUCCCUCCUCUUAAUGCUCCUUUUCUGAUUUUGAUAAUACUUCUUUAAGAGAACUGAGAAUGACAUUUUCAUUUAAUUAAUUUGUAAAGGGGGUGAUAAAGGGAAAUUUGUUGUCCACAACUGUGCUUCAUUUAUUUGAUUCUUUAUUGGGAAUUGAGAAAGAAAAAUCAAAUUAUUUUGGUCACAGAAACGUGUGCUUUUUAAAUUUCUAAUCAUGAUUUUUCUCUUCAGUUGACUAUACCAGCUGUAUAUCUAUUUAGUGAGUGGUGAGUUAUUAAAUGAAUCACAGUGGUGGACUGUCUUGUCUUUCAGUCAGUGUCACACUUGUCAUCGGGAGCUACUGUUACCCAGGGAGCCCGGCAGGAAACAAUGAUAACAAAAGGUCUGAAAGAAUUGAAGUCUAUUCAGAGUUUAUUUGACAGAACUCAUCAACACAUCAAUUGAUGUGGACAAAGCCUAAGUCUCUGAGGUCCACUAUAACAGAAGUAUUACAGUCAACUCAGGAAAUGUGAAGUAGUUGAAUAGUGAAAUGACAACAAUUGUCUGAAUAACUUUAACCUUUACUCCUAGAGCUACAGAUACCAUGCAUCAUGUAGCGGGAACAUCUGUCACAAAUACUUAUUGACACAACAACACAACAGCAAAGGUUUAACCCUGUUUUCAUUGGGUUUUUCGGUCUGUUGUAUAUUGAAGUUUGCCCUUCUUGGGACUACUUGUCAUAAACCAUGGAUACAAUAUGUGGAAACCAUCUUACCAUUUUCCUGGUUGGAUCAUAUACAAGGAGAGCUGGACCCCAUCCUUUCUUUAAACACACAGCCCCUACAAAUUACCAACAAAAAAUAACACUGGAAUCAACUUCCUGCACAUAUGGGUGUCAGGAAGCCUUCUUCCUGUCCUGUUAUCUUAAGCAACACAUUGUGACCCACUUCCUGUUUUCUUGCCUGGGAAAACAUUCAGACAGGGAAAAAAUAGAUAGAAAACAAUGAAAGAGCCAUGAAGACUUUACCAUCAGGCAACAUUUCACAUCUGUGUCAACCAUCUACCAAAGAUCAGUACGAUGAAAUCUCAGCUUCCACUAGUUUCAGUAGUGCUGGUGAACUGUGCUGUAAUGUUAUGUCCUCAGUACUCCGUUCCUGGAUAACACACCCGCUCCAUUUUGCUUCAUGUUAUUAAUGAUUAUUGUGGUGCUCUGUUAAAUCAUGUGUACACCUCAUGGUUUAUUUUUCUUCACUGGCAAUAAAUAACGUGGCAUACUAAAUCCAAGUUAUUGAGAUUGUGAGUACUGGAAACGUCAUUCUGUCUACACUGUAUAUAGAAAAUGUGCCUCAAUAUUGACUUUUGCCCCAUCCUUUUUUCAUAUUAUUUGAAGAUUAUUCUAUUCAACACGUCUUAAUCUCCAACGUGUAAAAUGUGAUUUUAUUUAAUGUCACUUGUAUUAUAAUUGAUGUAUAAUUGUGCUUUGGUUGAUCCUGUAUGUGUGAAUCUAUCCGUGUAAAUACUGUACACUCUAGUGGGUGUCGGUAUUGAACAAAAGAGAAAUUCCAAUGCAUUCCUUUUGUAUGCGGCUAGAUAAUUUCAUAGGGGAACAAAAUGUGCCUUGGUUUAUGAUGAUUCUCUUGAUGGUGAACACAAUCUUUUCUAUAGUUUGUACCAAUUUUGUAUAUGUAAAAUAAAAUUAACACUCAAAGUCCAAAAAGUGAGCUUUAUUUUUCGCUAAAGUGAAGAGUGGACUAGAUUGUCAUAGUUUGCUUUGAUUCUUGACACAAAUCACAGCCCAUCAUACAUUUUGUUUUCUCUGUUUACUCUAAGAUAAAGAACUGUACCAUAAUGUCUUCCUUACCACCUAAAUUGGUAUCUCAUGUUUGUCAAGUCAUUAGUGUACAUUCAGGUGAUGCUCAGUCUAUAGAUGCUCAGUUUAUAUCUAACAUCAGUAAAUGGGAGGAGUGGGUGUGUGUAAGAUUGUAAUGAUAACAGAGACUAGGAGAAAUGCCUCAAUGAUCACACGCUAGCAAAGUCUAAAGAAAACAGCCAGUAGGGAACUUCCUGAAGCUCCCCAAGUACUCACAUUUUUAAAAGGACCAGAAAGUGUUUUUGAUAUCUGAUGUGUUCCACUGAGCGUUGAGUCAUUACAAUGCCUAGAAAGCUAUGCACCAAAAAUACUUGGAACCGGGUUUAAGAGGAUUUUUAGACUCAGUUGGGAUUUGUAUUAUGGACCGGAUGAAGCUUCCCUGGAGGCUUCAAAAAAUACUGCAUUACAUUUUCUAACGGUCAACAGCCAAGUUGACCUUUACGCUCACUGUGAACAUGGCUUGCUGAUUAUGAUGUAGAAAUAUUCUACAGCACAGGAAGUUCCAGAGG
Esox lucius (northern pike) is the source of this 4978-nucleotide messenger RNA. RefSeq names its product cadherin 5 (gene cdh5). The coding region runs from base 157 to 2460 and encodes 767 amino acids. The transcript has 12 exons. Gene Ontology annotation, biological process: cell-cell junction assembly; vasculature development; calcium-dependent cell-cell adhesion. NCBI's taxonomy places the organism in Eukaryota, Metazoa, Chordata, Actinopteri, Esociformes, Esocidae. Gene Ontology annotation, molecular function: calcium ion binding; cadherin binding. The record is from RefSeq and is a predicted model, not a curated record. Gene Ontology annotation, cellular component: adherens junction; bicellular tight junction; plasma membrane.